Messenger RNA from Vicia faba (fava bean), 3207 nucleotides. Lineage: Eukaryota; Viridiplantae; Streptophyta; Magnoliopsida; Fabales; Fabaceae. The record is from the annotation of a GenBank genome assembly.
AUGUGGGUUUCAUCUCAGACUACCCCUUUUAGGUCAACUUACUAUUGUCCCUCUUGUUUAUCUUUUUCUUCUCAUUCUUCUUCUCGAAACUUUCGUUUUCCUCUUUCUUCUCUGUCGUUUUUUGCUUCAUAUGGAUCACCACAACACAGCAGAAGAAAAAUCAAAUCAAUCCAGACUGUGAACAAUGUCCUCUUAAAUAGCAAUUUGUCGAGUAAAUCGCUAAAGCGAAUAUCUUUUGGGUUUAAUAAAUGCAACGACACGGUGUAUAGUCGUAAUUCUCCCGUACAUAUUUCAGUUAUGAAAUUUUCAACUGCGUUGGAGGUAAUAAAUCAAAUAAGACGGAAAGAAGAUCUGAAUUCUUUGAGUUCCUAUGAAAUACAAGGUAGGAUGAUGCCGCGUUUGGGUCCUUGGGAUUACAGCUUAUCCAAAAGACCUCGUAGAAAAUUAUAUGGCAAUAAAAUUGGCUGGAACGAGGCUAGUUCUAAACUGGCUCAGAAAAAAAUGGAAAUGCAUGAUCCGGCUAAGACUAGUCCGUAUUCGUUUAAUACAAAUACAAUUGCUUGUUCUUCUAUAGGUCAGGAAUUGGCUGUUUCCAAAAAUGAAGGUUGCAAUGUUAUGCUGCAGGAUCGUGAGCCUGCCCCACCUUCUCUUCAACUAUCUAUAAUAGAAAACUCAAAGAUGUUGAUAGACACUGAAAGAGUUGAGACCGAGUUAGAUAUAUCUUCAUUCAAGAUCGGCGAAGAGAAAAUUGACGAGGUUAAUGGCAAUCACAGUAUGACUACAACUGCGGAAGAAGCGACUAAUGCAAAGUUGACGGUUACAAUGACACGCAGUGAUGAACAAUCAAAACUUCGGGAAAGGCUCUGUAGUGUCUACGAUAACAUAUUGGUUGUUAAUAACCUUUCUCAUGCAAAGAAAGUAGCUAAGAUGCUUACAGUAAAAUACAGGCAUCUUAUUCAUGCAUGUGAUACUGAGGUAUCAAAGAUAGAUGUCAGAAAAGAAACACCGGUAGAUCAUGGGGAGAUAAUAUGCUUUAGUAUUUAUUCGGGUCCGGAAGCGGAUUUCGGAGGUGGGAAGUCCUGUAUCUGGGUAGAUGUUCUUGACGGUGGAGGCGAAAAGAUUUUAAAUGUGUUUGCAGAUUUUUUUCAAGAUCCAUCCAUUAAAAAGGUCUGGCAUAACUAUAGCUUUGACUGUCAUGUUAUAGAAAACUAUGGAUUUAAGGUUUCCGGAUUUCAUGCUGAUACAAUGCACAUGGCGCGGUUAUGGGAUUCAUCAAGACGUUGGGUUGGUGGUUAUUCUCUUGAAGCACUUAGCGGUGACAAAGAGGUCAUGUCUAGGGCUAAUCUGAACUAUGAAAAGGAUUUGAUCGGUAAGGUGUCAAUGGCGAAUAUAUUUGGUCUGAGAAAGGCGAAGAAAGACGGAUCUUUGGGUAAAACGGUUACUAUUGAUCCCGUUGAAGUACUUCAAAGAGAAGAGCGAAUACCUUGGAUAUGUUACUCUGCCUUAGAUGCUAGAAGCACUCUGAAGCUUUACGAGAGCCUAAAGGGUCAUCUUUCAGAUUUACCUUGGAAACUUGAUGGAGAGCUCUUACGAGAAAACAUGUUUGAUUUUUACGAGAAAUUUUUGCAACCGUUUGGUGAGAUUCUUGUCAAAAUGGAAUCUGUGGGUAUGCUAGUGGAUCGGUUAUAUCUUCAAGAAAUAGAGAAGGUGGCGAAAGCAGAGCAACAGGCGGCUGUUAAUAGAUUCCGAAAAUGGGGAUCUAAGUAUUGUCCUGAUGUAAAGUAUAUGAAUGUCGGCAGUGAUGCACAGUUGCGCGUACUUCUUUUUGGUGGCACUUUGCACAGAAAAAACCACAACGCGGCGGUUCCAACUGAGCGGAUAUUCAAAGUUCCCAAUGUUGAUAAAGUGAUUGAAAAAGGAAAAAAGACUCCCUCGAAAUUACGUGAUAUUAAGUUGAAUAGCAUUGGAUAUAGCCUAAACGUUGACAUGUACACAGCUACUGGCUGGCCUUCAUGUAGUGGUGCCGCUUUAAAGGCGCUGGCCGGAAAAGUUUCAGCUGAAUACGACUUUGACCUUGAGGAUGAAGAUGGGAAUCCUUCUCAAAUUGAAGACGAACCUUUAGAAACAGACAAUUCUGCUUACGGAACAGCCUUUUCUGCUUUUCCAACUGAGGAAGAAGGGAGAGAAGCUUGUCAUGCAAUUGCUGCGUUAUGUGAAGUCUGUUCAAUUGAUUCUUUGAUCUCUAACUUCAUCCUUCCCUUGCAGGGAGAUAAUAUAUCUGGAAAGGAUCAACGUGUUCAUUGUUCCAUAAAUAUCAACACAGAGACUGGACGUUUGUCAGCAAGAAGACCAAGUCUGCAGAAUCAACCAGCUUUGGAAAAGGACCGAUAUAAAAUCCGUCAGGCAUUCAUAGCUGCUCCUGGAAAUUCUCUUAUAGUUGCUGAUUACGGACAGUUGGAACUUAGGAUACUUGCACAUCUUACGAAUUGUAAGAGCAUGUUGGAAGCCUUUGAAGCUGGCGGAGAUUUCCAUUCCAGAACUGCAAUGAAUAUGUAUCCAUAUAUCCGUGAAGCGGUUGAUAACAACGAAGUGCUUCUUGAAUGGUAUCCUCAGCCUGGUGAAGACAAACCCCCCGUUCCUCUCCUCAAGGAUGCGUUUGCUUCUGAAAGAAGAAAAGCCAAAAUGCUUAAUUUCUCAAUUGCGUAUGGAAAGACUCCUCAGGGUCUUUCUAAGGAUUGGAAGGUUUCUGUGAAAGAAGCUAAGAAGACAGUUGACCUCUGGUACAAUGAUAGAAAAGAAGUUUUGAAAUGGCAAAAGCAACGGAAAAAAGAAGCUUUUGAAUUCGGAUGUGUUUACACAUUGCUAGGACGAGCACGACGGUUCCCCGAGAUAUUCCAAGGUCAACACUACUAUAAAGGUCACAUUGAACGUGCUGCUAUUAAUACCCCAGUGCAGGGAAGUGCAGCUGAUGUGGCUAUGCUUGCUAUGUUAGAAAUAUCGAACAAUAAAGAGUUGAAAGAUCUUGGAUGGAAGUUACUUCUUCAGGUUCACGAUGAAGUCAUAUUGGAAGGACCAACAGAGUCGGCCGAAGUUGCAAAAGCUAUAGUUAUCGAUUGCAUGUCUAACCCCUUUAACGGUCAGAAUAUUCUCAAAGUCGGCCUCUCCGUGGAUGCCAAGUGCGCUAAAAACUGGUACGCUGCAAAAUAA